This is a messenger RNA of Seriola aureovittata, 4541 nucleotides long. Its product is annotated as interferon-induced protein 44-like. NCBI's taxonomy places the organism in Eukaryota, Metazoa, Chordata, Actinopteri, Carangiformes, Carangidae. Bases 1629 to 2963 code for a protein of 444 amino acids. The transcript is spliced from 8 exons. The record is from RefSeq and is a predicted model, not a curated record.
AGGCAUAAAAAUGCCAAAAAAAGUCAUAUUAUAGUAGAGCAUAAAAAUGUCAAAAAACGUCAUAGUAUUGUAUGGCAUAAAAUUUCAAAAAAACAUCAUAGUAUAAUAAGGCAUAAAAAUGGCAAAAAACUUCAUAGUAUAGUAUGGCAUAAAAUUCCUUCCUUCCUUCGUUGCUUUUUUUUUGUUUUGUUAAAAGAGUGAAUGAAGUUGUGACGGUCUCCGCUGAGACAGAGAAGAGGAGAAGCUACUAGCCCUCUCUCGCUGUCACUUCUAGUCGCGUUGCUCUCCUCCCCAGUAAUUUUAAAUUUAGCACAGAAAAAAACAUAAUAGUGGUAAUUUAAAUAGCGGUUCAUGGGAUUUAUUAACCCUCAGGGGUCCCUCUGUCCUUUUUUGGACAUUUUCUUUACUUUUCUUUUUUGAUUUGCUGAUCAUUUUGGCUGUGUUACAGCUGAAGGUAUGGAUUUCUGCAAGAAAGUGUCUUUUUUUUUCGCGUCCAAAAAAGGACACACAAAGAAAAUGCUAUAAAAUCAUCAUAUAUCAAUAUUUUUUUCUGCUUUUUUUGCAUAAAUCUCUUAAACCACUUCAGUUCUGCUCAAACCUACCAAAUGUUUAUUAGUUUUCAGGAUUUUAACCCUUUAAAUGCCAGUUUGAAGACAUGUUGCCUCUUGUUUUAUUAAAAAAAACAAGACAGAAUAUGAGAUAUUUCCCACAUAAUACAUGAUGGAGGGAUGUGACAUUGUUUUAUAUCAGAUUCUUUUAUAUCAAGACAUUUCUCAAAACCAGAAUAUGAUCAGGGUGACUUUUGAACACUGGAAAUAAAUCAUGUACUCAUCCCGGCAGUAGCCCCCGUGGCACUCAAAAUUUUCCCUGGAAUUUUCUAGUUGUUUUUAAUAUUUUCUCGUACAGUUGGUAGAAAUUAAAUUUAAUAGUGGUCCAGACUUGUCGUACUUCUCAUGAACAGAGCCUAAUUCCUUCAGUCAGAGUCAGAAUACCUUUCAAUUGAAUACAUGACUGUCACAUCUCUUGACUGUCUCCUAUCUAAUUCAUUGUCCACCUACACAUUAUAGCAUUUACUGCAACUUCUUUUCAAACCUGUCACAACACUGCUCUGGUGAUAUAAUGUUGGCAACUGACACUGCUAGGCCUACAUGUCAUUUGUUGAUUUUCGUCUCGAAACUGCGCACUAUAAAGUUUUAGUUUUGUGAAGAAACUUGCCCACAGGGAGCUGAACAUGAUGCCGAAUCCAAAUGUGACUACUGGUAAGAAUUAUGAGCCUCACAGAAAAAAAAAAAAAAAAAAAGGAAGAAAAUGGAAUUUGGAGGAUCUAAAUUUAGCACACAUAAAACACGAGAGAUUUCACAUUGUUUUUCAUACACAGCAACACAUUUCUUUUUUUCAGACACAAACCAGCUUUAUUUUGAAGGAAUAGUCAUUCUAGUCUGCAGACUUCCAGUUUCAUUUCUGCUAGAUCCAGACCAUAGCAGGUACAAACCUUAAACAAACACCUGUCUAACUAAUCGUUGGUCACCUUCCUUUAAUCUUGUAGAGAGAGAACAGAAACCAAAGUGAGCAAACAUCAAAGUUUCAUUGAGCAUCCUCUACACACAUCAGCAGACCAACUGUCGACCAUGAACUCACUGCUAACCAGAGACCAGCAGAGAACGAUCUGCUCCCAGCUGGGAAGAGUCAAACUACAGCUGCUGUACAAAGCCAGCAUCCAUGGUUUCACUGGUGCAGCCUUCCACCAACGAUGUGACAACCACAGUCCCACAGUGUCUGUGGGCUUUAACGACUCAGGUUUUGUGUUUGGAGGAUACACCAAACAACCUUUCAGUCAGUCUGGUCAGUAUGUGCAGGAUGACCAGGCCUUUCUUUUCACCUUCAGUGGAGAAAAGCUGCUCAAAUAUCCAGUCACAGGCCCUGCUAAUGCAGUGAGAAUGAUAGCUAACUCUGGUCCAUAUUUUGGAGAAGCACUGGUUCUUGUCAAUGGAGGCAAAGCAGUAGUGUACAGCAAUCCAGGAAAUCAUUACAAGUUCAAUGCUGCAGAAAUGCAUGGCAACAACCUCAACCUGACUGAGUGUGAAGUCUAUCAAGUGGAAGAAACCACAGAACUUGAGAGGCCAUGGAGGACUAUAAUCUGGAAAUCUGAGAAGAGGAAGGAGCUGAUCGACAGUAUUAGGAUCUACAAACCCACAGUCAGCUCUGUGUCCCAGGUUCGGGUUUUGCUCAUUGGAGCAGUCGGAGCUGGAAAGUCCAGCUUCUUCAAUUCUAUCAACUCUGUAUUCAGAGGCCACGUCACCAGCCAGGCCAUCGCUGGCUGCUCUACCACCAGCCUCACCACACAGUUUCGCAGCUACUCUUUGAAAGCUGGGCGAGAAGGAAAACCUCUGCCAAUCGUCUUGUGUGAUACCAUGGGAUUGGAGGAAAGCACAGGGGCGGGGCUUGAUAUAGAUGACAUCAGCAGCAUCCUGAAGGGUCAUCUGCCAGACCGUUACCAGUUCAAUCCCUCUGCUCCUCUGCAUUCUGAGACCCCCGGCUAUCAUAAGUCUCCAGGGCUCAAGGAUAAGAUCCACUGUGUGGCUUAUGUCAUUGAUGCCUGUAAGAUCUCCAUCAUGCCAAAAAAGCUGGAGGAAAAGCUGGAUGCUAUCCGCAGAAAGGUCAACUUAAUGGGGAUCCCUCAGCUGGUCCUGCUCACUAAAGUAGAUGAAGCCUGCCCUUUGGUGUCAACGGAUGUGAGAAAUGUUUACAAGAGUGGCUACAUUAAGGACGUGAUGCAGGAGGUCAGUGCUCGGCUCGGAGUGCCAAUGUCUUGUGUUGUUCCUGUGAAGAACUACAGCGAGGAGUUGGAGUUGGACCCGAACUGCGACAUCCUGCUGCUCAGCGCCGUCAACCAAAUGCUUCGCUUCGCAGAUAAUUACUUUGAUGAGAUCAGUGACCAGUUCAGCAAAGUUGAAUGUAAAUAAUAGGAAGUAUUUGUACAGUGGAUAUAAUAACCUGAGGAACAUAAUAAAAUGUCCCUCACAGUGAUCCAUCCAUUUACCAGCAGAUGACCCAUAUUAGUUGUAUCUUUCUCCAGCAAAGCGAAGCUGACCUCAAGUCAAAAGCCUGAAGACCGAUCUAGUGCUGGACCGAAAUGUACCAGGUCUAUACUGGUACAUACUGCCUCCAGGAAAUAGCUGCAUGCUUGCUCUCUCAAGUCAGACACUGACUAAUGCUCUCGCCUUCUCUCUGCACUCGAGGCCUGAAAGAUGCGCAACAUUUACAAAUAGCUUACAUUAUUAAGUCAGUCCAGACCCUGUUCUUUUCUUUUCUUUUCUUUUUUUUUUUAAAUCAAACUUUGUAAUAUGUCUUUUCCCCUACAGUAUUUGAUGUAUUUUUCCUAUCAGGAAACAACUUCCCAUGUUUGUACCGGCAGAUAUAAUCACAUCUAUUGUUGUGCUGCAUGUUGUGUUACCAUGGAGAAUUCUUUGAAACCUAAAACAUUUGAAAUGUGUAUGUUUAAAAGAGAAUAUAAAAUCUGAACUCCUGUUUAAAUGUAUUGUUCCUGAGAAUGAAAUUUCCACUCAGUUUUAGUUCAGUCAAAGAUCGCAUGUUUAACUGGUUGGACUUUGUAACUGUCACAUGUGGCCAGUGAUGCACCAUGGUCUUUAUCUCUCAUGUCUGGCUGACUGAAAAACGAAAGUGAAGAACGACACUAUCAAGGAAACUGAAAUAUAUCGUUAACUUCCAGUAAUCCUUCAAAAUAAAAUGCCUAGCCCUUUGAGUGAAGAGUUAAAAUAAAGAAAACAUUUAAGAAGGGACAAGAUUAAGUUGAUUAAAUACACAGUAAGAUCAUAAGUUGUAGUAAGAAAAGUACAUUACAUAAAUACCUCAGUGUGUUGAUUUGUCAUACAGCCUGACUAGGGAUACGUUUUUUCAACUGUGGAAACCUGUUAGAUUAAACUUUUUCCUCAAAAAAUCAAACUAAAGGAUAGUACUCUCAAAGAGUUACCCUGGGCUGUACUCGUAACAAUGCUGUUAGUAGGUACUGUCUGAAUGACUGCAGAAAAGGGGCAGGCCCAGGUUUUAUCUCCUGGUACUUUGAACCUUGGUGAAGACCUGUCAGAGGACAAAAUCAGUCAUUUCAAUCAAUGGUUUUAUAAACCAGGUGGUGACAAAUAAAGGCCCCUUUUUUUAAUCACACUCCACAUAACUCCUGCUCCUAUGGCUGACUGUGAAUGAUUAAACAAAUCAGUCUGAUCAGCAACAAUAGCAAUUUACUUAGAAACAUGUUGUUAGAGGACGCUAAGAUGAAAUGAAAACCUUAAAUUUAUUUUUGUUUUCUUUUGUAAGAUUCUUGUCAUAUUAAUCCUCCUUUCCAUGCUUACAAAUGUCACUUCUUCAGAUUUGAUUUUGACUCAUUUAUUUUGAAGGCAACAUCCUUGUUAGACUUGUAUGCUAAACCAGAGUCAGCUGCAUCAACUGAGAACAACCAACACCCACUGCUUAUCUUCAUCCACCUGGAAAGUGAUUCAGCUUCUUUCUCCAGCACUUGUUCAACU